AUGGUGUCCUCCGGCGAGUCCGGCGAGGAGGAGAGGCCUGACUCGGAGGCGACCCGGGAGGGGUCGGGGAAGACUUCCCCUUUUUGCGCGGCGGAUACCCUACGCACCUUCCCUGACGAUGACGAGGCCGGCGGGCAUCCGGUGAGGGAGGCGCCGAACCCCGUGGGGGUCACGACAAGGUCCGGGGGCACUCCUCCGAAGAAGCCGCCGACCGGGAUCCCGAAGAAGAGCAGAUCGGCACUGAUCUCCCGAGGCGAUGCUUCUGCUCCACCGUCAGCUGGCGCUGCCGCGGGUCCGGCCGCUGUGCCCCUGCCUGCCCCUGGGACUCGCGUGCCAGCGCCCCAGCCCCCGAAGUCCCCGGGCUUGGUGCUUCAGAAAAGGCCGAGGGAGUAUGCCGCCGUAGACCAGUAA
This is a messenger RNA of Aegilops tauschii subsp. strangulata, 411 nucleotides long. The record is from RefSeq and is a predicted model, not a curated record. Lineage: Eukaryota; Viridiplantae; Streptophyta; Magnoliopsida; Poales; Poaceae.